AGCGAGAGGUAGGAGAGGCCCUCAACUAGCUCGUCGGGAUCGCCCUGUGACCCGGUCUCAGUCUGGUGCAGCUGCACCCGCAGCACCAAUGGUGGAGGGUACUAGGGUGAUCGUUAGUAUCCCCGACCCCUUUCCUUUCUUCCCUAAUCAUGCCCAUCCCGAGGCUUGGCUGGAAGCUGUAGAAGCUCAAAACUACAGCGCAGCCGAUCUCCCUCGCGUUCUGACAUUGCUACUCCGCAAUACGUCGCAUGAAUGGUUUAGAAAACAUGCGUGGGUAGAUUGGGAUACUUUCAAGCAAGCCUUCUUGGCUCGAUUCGAUACGGUUAGUGAAGAUGCCGCUUGGUACGUACUCAAAAAUCGGCCACAAGGACCAGGGGAAUUGUUACCCGAUUUCGUCGAUCGAUUUCAAACCACGCUGGACAAAUCCGGGCGAGACGAGAAAUCCGCUCAAGAUUUGUUCAUCGACCACCUACGAAGUCCUACAUUGAAAGGCAAACUGCAGAAAAAGGUCCCGCCGAAAACACACCAGUUAUCGGCUAUCAUCACUAAAGCAUUGGAACUGGAACUGGCUGAUACAAAAAAGUAUAUCAGCCAGGGAGACGAAGACAUUACAGAUACCAUACGGGAUGUAACGGCUAAUAGGCGAUCAUGGCUGCAAGCCGUCGAACGGUUUUAUCCCUGCCCAAACCACGACCUUCCCGGAGGGAUCGUUUCUGAUACCCCGCCUGCUUCUUCUUCCUCUCCCCCGGUGAAUCAACCGAUCGCAGUCGUUAAAAGCGGAAUCUCACCCGAACCCUCCUCGCCGGCCAUAACCAACUUACACCUUGCCCAGAUGAUCCAUACGGCCACUACCAAGCAGUCCGAAUGGAUGAGCAACUUGAUCCAAAUGCAGGCCGCUCACAUGGAACAGAUAAUGAGUAGGCUAAUCAAGCCUAGCCCGACCUCUGCUCGGCCGGCCCCCACAUCAUUUCCACUCUUACCUGCCCCUCCUGCUCCACGAUUCGCACCUCAGUUCCCUCAUCUAGCUAAUCCAGCAAGAAAGAUUGAGUGCUUUAACUGCAAACAGCCCGGGCAUUUCGCCUGGGACUGUCCGCAGCCGAAACAUAAUCAGCCUCCACCUGCUGCGGCCCCUGUCGCCCUUAAUCAAGGACGAGUGGCCGCCCUGAUGGAUACGGACCAAGGAGGAGAAUUUGUGGCAUAUGCCCCAAAGCAGCCUUCCCCUUCGAUGGCAACGGCGUCGACCUCGGGAGCUUCUUCCUCUGACGCUGCUGACGUGGUCGACCCCCUCGAGUAUCUUCAUCUCGCAGGCAUGAUCGGAGCAAUCCGAUUGGCCCCAGAUGAUCUCGAAUGGGUCGAUCGUGAAUCCAAUCCUGGACCGCAGUUUCCAACACGAGACAUUGAUGUAUUGAAAACGCUCAAGCAACUAGAUAUUCGCGUUCCUAUCCCAGUAGGACAUCUGCUCACCAUAUCUGAAGCGGCGAACGAUAAGCUUUUACAACAUUGUCAAAAAAAUCAAAAGCGCUUUACCUAUCAGCGCAUACAACGGAUGUUGAAGAAGAAGGAAGGAAGCGAGGAGGUUGCACCCCCCGAGUCUGACACGAGAGAACCUGAACCCGAAGCCGCACGUAUAGCAGCGAUCUCUUUAGCAGAAAAAGAUCACUUCAUACGAGCUCGGCCAGUAUUGUGGAAAAGUGCGGAAUAUGACUGUGAAGUUUGGGGCAAGCCGUUUAAUACCCUUAUUGACACAGGGUCUUUUGCCGUGGCCAUAUCAUUGGAUACUGUCAAAAUGACGGGACGACUUGGAUCCAUUCUUCCUCAAUCUGGCAAAAACAAUUAUGUCUCUGCCGACGAGGAAGCAAUGAACAUCGUAGGCAUUAUCGAGAACGUGGCUGUAAAAGUCGGACGAGUACACGUUCUUGUUAACGCGCUCGUAAUAGAUGUACGUUCCUAUUCUGCGUUGUUGGGAUUACCUUGGACGAUGGUGGUGGGCGCACGUCUGCAUUUCGAUUCGAAACAAUUGGUGCUCACGCAAACUGGGGGAAAGCCUCAAACUGUUCCCUUGCGAGUUUCCACCCGAAUGAUAAAACGGGUCCCUAACUCGGCCCAAAUUGGAAUGAUUCGGUGCAUUGAUCCCGAGGAGCGCUCUCCCUCGCACAUCAGUGAUGGAAUCCGGGAACAGGAAUACGAAGAAGAGUUGUCUAGCGAGGAUGAAUGGAAGCACCUGGUUGAACUUUUCGAACACGAAAUUCCCGAGGAAUUCCAAGUGUGCCCCGACCCUGCUCGAAGUUUCCACGUGGAUUCAGAAGACAGCGCGCUUGCGCCUCCGAUAACGCAAAGCAUGGACUUUGACAUUCGUCAUCGGAAGCAAGAGAGACACGGGAAUGCGGACGGACUGACACGACUGCACCGGCCUGAGAAGGUUCCGAAGAGUGAGGAGGUUCUUGACGCACAACUCUUACAGCCACGUGGCCACAUCUCAGAGAUUCGGCAAGUUUGUCACCCUCGGCUCAAUGCGGAUCUUCGACGUUUGAUGCGAUUCUUCUGCGACGAAGGUAUCUGUGCCGCCGCCGCGUUUCGAAUCGAAGGAAGUCCUCACGCAGUAGUAUUCGCGGAGGUAACCGCAGUUCAUCGGCGAGCGGACCCCAAAAUGAGCCACGUCACCACGGUUGCGGCGUUCAGCGGCGACAUCAGCUCGGUCAAUCCACAGUGGCAUACCGCGAUCUUGACCUCGCUGCGCGAGUGGACGGAGCAGGUGUCCAACGUAUGGCAGCACGUUCUCGCCCGCCAGGGGUAUAACCUCAUCCUGAUCUUUACACCGGAUCUUGACAAUAUUCGUCGAUCACCUCGCGAGCGAUAAGUUGCGAUCCCAACCCUCGUCCGCUUCCCACAUCCCCAAUGAACCACGCCGAUCUCC
Messenger RNA from Chara braunii, 2914 nucleotides. The record is from the annotation of a GenBank genome assembly. Lineage: Eukaryota; Viridiplantae; Streptophyta; Charophyceae; Charales; Characeae.